Messenger RNA from Capsicum annuum, 960 nucleotides. RefSeq names its product probable glutathione S-transferase. NCBI's taxonomy places the organism in Eukaryota, Viridiplantae, Streptophyta, Magnoliopsida, Solanales, Solanaceae. The record is from RefSeq and is a predicted model, not a curated record. The transcript is spliced from 2 exons. The coding region runs from base 87 to 716 and encodes 209 amino acids. Gene Ontology annotation, cellular component: cytoplasm. Gene Ontology annotation, molecular function: glutathione transferase activity. Gene Ontology annotation, biological process: glutathione metabolic process.
UCCACAGCACUAUAUAUAGGAGACACAUGCACCAAAAAUGUUAAAGAAAAUUUUUAGCAUUUGCUUUGUUUAUUCAUACAACAAAAAUGGCUAAUGAUGAGGUGAUUCUGUUGGAUUUCUGGCCUAGCAUGUUUGGUAUGAGGCUAAGGGUUGCACUUGCUGAAAAAGAGGUAAAAUAUGAGUACAAAGAAGAGGAUUUGUGGAACAAAAGCCCUUUGCUUUUGCAGAUGAAUCCUGUCCACAAGAAAGUUCUGGUUUUGAUUCACAAUGGAAAGUCCAUAUGUGAGUCACUUAUUGGAGUUGAGUACAUUGAUGAAGUGUGGAAGGACAAAGCCCCUUUGCUUCCUUGUGAUCCUUAUGAAAGAGCACAAGCUAGGUUCUGGGCUGACUACAUUGAUAAAAAGAUGUAUGGUCUUGGAAAGAAGAUAUGGUUAACAAAAGGAGAAAAGCAAGAGGCAAUUAAGAAAGAUUUCAUAGAAUGCCUUAAGGUUCUGGAGGGAGCCCUAGGUGACAAGCCUUAUUUUGGUUUUGUGGAUAUUUCUUUGAUUGGGUAUUACUGCUGGUUUUAUACAUAUGAGACUUAUGGUAACUUCAGCAUAGAAGCUGAGUGCCCAAAAUUUGUGGCAUGGGCCAAGAGGUGCAUGCAGAGGGACAGUGUGGCCAAAUCUUUGCCUGACCAAUACAAGGUGCUAAAAAAGAAGUUUGGAAUUGAAUAAACAGAUGAAUAUGCGGGGAAGUUUUGUAGCGCACUCAAUUGAUUGACUAUUUGAACUCUCAUCAUCUUAUUGAUGAGGACUCUAUUUUCCACUCCAUAAUUCUCUUAAAAACAUAUAUAUAAAAACAUGAAAAAAAUAAAAUAUGCGUAUGCAGUUUAUGCAUCAUAAUAAUGUAUUAAAAAAAAGCACUUCAUUGUGCCUUCUUGAGUUGCAGUUUUCUAUUUAAAAAAGUUUGUUUUGGUCA